Messenger RNA from Ordospora pajunii, 1593 nucleotides. RefSeq names its product NOG1 GTP-binding protein. The transcript has a single exon. Gene Ontology annotation, biological process: ribosomal large subunit biogenesis. The coding region runs from base 1 to 1593 and encodes 530 amino acids. Lineage: Eukaryota; Fungi; Microsporidia; Ordosporidae. Gene Ontology annotation, cellular component: nucleolus. Gene Ontology annotation, molecular function: RNA binding; GTP binding; GTPase activity. The record is from RefSeq and is a predicted model, not a curated record.
AUGAAGAUGAAUUUUACGUACAUAACGACAGUUCCGUUGAGCACGGCAUUGAUAGACAUAUCGCUGAGCAAGACACAAAAAAGGACGCCGACGAUUGUGCAUCCGCAGUACAACAUCAUAAAGAUACGUGCGUUCUACAUGAGGAAGGUGAAGCAUGCAAGCAACGAGUUUGGAUCAAGGCUUGGGACGAUUCUGAGCGACUUUCCAAGGCUUGAGGAUGUGCAUCCGUUUUAUGGCGAUCUGAUAAAUGUGCUUUAUGACAGGGAUCAUUACAAGUUGGCGCUUGGGCAUGUGAAUGUGACGAAGAACGGGAUUGAGAAGGUAAGCAAGGAGUUUGUGAAGCUGCUGAAGUUUGCAGACAGUCUGUACAGAUGCAAGCAGUUGAAGAGGGCGGCGCUUGGGAAGAUGGCGUCAUCAGCAAAGAAGCUCGGAAAGACACUGGAGUAUUUGGAGGAGGUUAGGAUGCACAUGAGCAGGCUUCCAGCAAUAGACCUGAGUGGAAGGACUCUGCUUGUGUGUGGGUUUCCGAAUGUUGGCAAGAGUUCGUUUGUGAACAAGGUGUCGAGAGCGGAUGUGGAGGUGCAGGCGUAUCCGUUUACAACAAAGAGCCUGUAUGUUGGGCAUUUUGACUAUAAGUAUCUGCAGUGGCAAGUGAUUGAUACACCGGGGAUUCUUGAUCAUGCGCUUGAGGACAGGAACACGAUUGAGAUGAUGAGCAUUACGGCGCUUGCACACAUCAAGGCGCUUGUGCUGUAUUUUGUUGACCUGAGCGAGAUGUGUGGGCAUAGCAUUGAGGAGCAGAUUGGGCUAUUUGAGACACUAAGCCCGUUGCUACGAUCUAAUAUGAUGAUAGUGCUGAGCAAAAGCGAUAUUAUGAGGCUAUCUGAUGUCAAGAAUGGAAGCGCGAUAAUGAAGUUUCUUGAGGGAAAGAAGUAUAUGGAGAUGAGCAGCGAGAAGGAAGAGAAUGUGGAAGCGGUGAAAGCAAUGGCAUGCGAUCUUUUGCUUGAUGAUAGAGUUGAGAAGAAGAUGGAAAACGACAACAUUGCGGAAUACAUCAACAGGAUUGCGAUUGUGAAGCCGAAGAGGCUAAGGGAGAAGGAGGAGUCGUUUGUGUGCUCGAGGGAGAUUACUGAGAUGAGGAAUGAGCAGGAGGGGUAUUUUGUAAAGGAUGAGUAUAGGUACGACAUAGUUCCAGAGAUAUUUGAUGGGAAGAAUGUUGUUGACUUUUUUGACGAGGAUAUUGAAAGAAAGCUCAGUGAGCUUGAAGCAGAUGAGGAGGCAAUGUUCCCGAUGUAUUGCAAGACAUAUGAUCUCCUGUCGGCAGAGGAAAGAGAUGCAAAGGAGCAGAUUGUGGUCAAGAUUGAGGAGAGACGGCUUGUGUGCAAGAUGAAUGAAAAGAGAAAGCUGCCUGCAGGAUGGAAACUUAGGUCAAGAAACAGCGGGACGGAUAUUGUUGUUGCGCCAAGAAGAGACAGCAGGGCAAUACAGCUUGCGCAGCCUUCUAAACCAGCACCUAAGAAGGCCAGGUUUGAUACGAAUGGAUAUUAUGAUCGUAAGCCAAAACACGCUUAUAUUGGGAAGAAUCAUAGAUGA